GUUGCGUGAUUUUGCCGCAGCCUUUGGAGAGAGAAGAAUACUACCCUCGUCGCUCCCUUAUACAAACGAAGCGUUUCAUCUCUCUCAGUGCGAGAAGUAGCAGACGAAAGAAAUGUCGGGUGCAGCAGCAAACCAGGAAGAAGAAAAGAAACCCAACGAUCAGGGGGGAGCUCACAUCAAUCUCAAGGUUAAGGGUCAGGAUGGGAAUGAAGUGUUUUUCAGGAUCAAGAGAAGCACUCAACUGCGAAAGCUGAUGAAUGCAUACUGUGACCGACAGUCUGUAGAUUUCAACUCAAUUGCGUUCUUGUUUGAUGGGCGCCGCCUUAGAGGGGAGCAGACUCCUGAUGAACUUGAAAUGGAGGAUGGGGAUGAGAUAGAUGCCAUGCUGCACCAAACAGGUGGUUUUGCCUUCUAAUUGGGAUAUGGUCUAUGUAUAGGUUGGAGGGAUUUUUAUUAACUUAUCUUGUGGUGGUGUAAUGCAAAGACUUAGAGUUUUGGCACUGUAACAAGCUAUCGUUUUUUUUUUUAUGGUUCGGAGCGUUGGUUUGACUCUAAAGAUUUAAAGAUAACCCUUUCAUCAAGGGAAGCUUCGAUCUAGUUUAUGCAAUGAUACGUUGUUCUUCUGUGCUGUC
This is a messenger RNA of Papaver somniferum (opium poppy), 632 nucleotides long. Its product is annotated as small ubiquitin-related modifier 1-like. Bases 113 to 415 code for a protein of 100 amino acids. The record is from RefSeq and is a predicted model, not a curated record. The transcript is spliced from 3 exons. Gene Ontology annotation, cellular component: nucleus. Gene Ontology annotation, biological process: protein sumoylation. Gene Ontology annotation, molecular function: ubiquitin-like protein ligase binding; protein tag activity. Lineage: Eukaryota; Viridiplantae; Streptophyta; Magnoliopsida; Ranunculales; Papaveraceae.